GAGCAUGGCAAGACGACGAGGGGACGGUGGUCGUCGUGAAGGAUUCGCGCAUGUACGGCCCAGAUGGCGGCCAGCUCGACCUGAAAAUCACUGGCCAGACGACGUGCUCUUUCCAGAUGGGCAGCGAGGUCUACAAAGGGACCUUGAACUCCGAGGGAAAGCUGGAGUGGAACGACGGAGCUGUUUGGAUACGCGUGAAUGGGGCCGACAGCCAGUCGAAGGAAGAGGAGGAGACUCCACAGGACUCCAGCAUCGAGAAGGCUCGGAAGGCUUUCGCCGAAGAAAAAGCUCGCAAGGCGGCGGCACUGGACAAAGCCCGAGCAGCGCGCGCUGCGGCACAGAACCAGGACGGAUCCUACCACGACACCGGUGUGGACAGAGCGAAGCAGGCCUUCGAGGAGGAGAAAGCCAGGAAAGCAGCAGCUUUGGAACGGGCCAGGAGGGGAUCCGCCGAGAACAGCCACCCCAACCGUGGAGGGGCAGACGCUCCGCAGGACAUGGCUACGAAGAACGAUGCGGGUGUGGACCGUGCUAGACAGGCCUUUGAGGAGGAGAAAGCUCGCAAAGCAGCUGCGCUGGAGCGAGCCAGGAGGGCCUCCGCCGAGAACCAGGCAGCCCCGGCCCAGGACACGCGCCAAGCGGACGCAGGGGUGGAUCGCGCCAAGCAGGCCUUUGAGGAGGAGAAAGCUCGCAAAGCAGCUGCGCUGGAGCGAGCCAGGAGGGCCUCUGCCGAGAACCAGGCAGCCCCGGCCCAG
This is a messenger RNA of Symbiodinium sp. CCMP2456, 755 nucleotides long. The record is from the annotation of a GenBank genome assembly. NCBI's taxonomy places the organism in Eukaryota, Dinophyceae, Suessiales, Symbiodiniaceae.